Molecule: messenger RNA, 23008 nt
Organism: Podarcis lilfordi (Lilford's wall lizard)
Lineage: Eukaryota; Metazoa; Chordata; Lepidosauria; Squamata; Lacertidae
Source: the annotation of a GenBank genome assembly
AAGCGAUCCUCGCGGCCGGUCACGGAGCCUGUCCCCGGAAGCGAGAGCAGCGGCGGCGGUGCUGGGCCCGGCCGGCUCCGGUGCGUCGAGCAAGCGGCCUUAAGCCGACGUCGCUGACUGGAGAAGCGGAAGGCGAUGCAGCGGAGGGCGCCCGCCGCCGCCGGCAGCGGCCCCAGAGGCGCGGAGUGAGGCGGCCCACGGCAAGGCCCCGGCGAGCCCCCCUCUCGCCAACCCCGCCACCCCCGGCCUCCUCAGCGCCCCGGCGGCGCUCGCCCGCCCGCCCGGCUGGCCCCGUCAGGCGCCUUUUCCCUGCGCUGCGGCGGGCGGAGGCGGAGGAAGGACAGGCCCAUGGAAGGGAAUCGCGACGAGGCGGAGAAAUGCAUCGAGAUCGCCCGCGAGGCCCUGGAGGCCGGCAACCGGGAGCGGGCGCUGCGCUUCCUCAACAAGGCCCAGAAGCUCUACCCGACCGAGACCGCCAAAGGUGAGCGCGGGGCGCCCGACCGAGAGGACACACCCCCCCCCGGCUGGGCUCUUGGCCGACGCUGCGCGCCUCCCUCUGAAAGGUGGCCCUUGUAUCUCGAGAGCGCCCUUGGGAUCCUAGCAUGGCCUCCCUUCACGGGCAGGUGUCGGGAGUCUAGAAGGAGAAAAAAUGGGGGGGGGGGCUAUAAGGAAGUGUCGUGCAAACUCCGUCGCCUCAUCUCUGGUGUCUGGCCUUUCUCAGCUUUGGGCCCCCAGCCCAUUAAUGAUCCUAUUCCUGAAGCUGCUGCUGAAAACACAACGGAUCGUAAUGAAAGACGCUUGGGCACUAUUAGGGCAUGCCAACAACCCUUUUCCUUUUUUUGCACUUUCCAUUUAGAAUAUAUAAACAUUUUUGGGAAACAUCAGUGAUGGGUGAAGCUCUUUGGUUAGAUCUGAAGUCAACUUGGUAAUUUUGAAGUUUAUUGGUUAACUUUUUGGGGGGGAGACCUCCUGAGAGUUCCAUGGUGGAUUGAAGUAUCAGUAUUAUAGAAUCAUAGAAUUGUAGAGUUGGGACAGACUACAGGGGUCAUCUAGUCCAGCCCCCGGCCAUGCAGGAAUCUUUUGCCCAAUGUCAGGCUGAAACUCAUGACCCUGAGAUUAAGAGUCUCAUGCCCAUCACCCUGUUCCACUGAUCCUGCUAACUAGAGAUCAUAGGAUCAUAGAAUCUUAAGAGUUGGAAGGGACCCCAAGGGUCAUCGAGUCCAAUCUCCUGUAAUGCAGAAACCUUAGCUAAAGCAUCCAUGACAGAUUGCCAUCCAACCUCUGUUUAAAAACUUCCAAGGGAGGAGAGUUCACCACCUCUUGUGGGAGUGUGUUCCACUGCUGAACAGCUCUUACUGUCAGGAAGUUUUUUUGAAUGUUUAGUCGGAUGUUUAGUGGUCCCCAGAAUUGGACACAGUAUUCCAAGUGUGGUCUGACUAAGGCAGAAUAGAGUGGUACUAUUACUUCCCUUGAUCUGGACACUAUAUCUCUGUUGAUGCAGCCUAGAAUAGCAUUAGAUUUUUUUGCUGCUGCAUCAUACCGUUGACUCAUGUUAAGCUUGUGGUCCACCAAGACCCCUAGAUCCUUUUCACAUAUACUGCUAGUAAGCCAGGUGUUCCCCAUCCUAUAUUUGUGCCUCUGGUUCUUCCUGCCUAAGUGCAGAACCUUACAUUUGUCCCUAUUGAAAUUCAUUUUGUUAGCUUGUGCCCAGUUCUUCAAUCAGUCAUUUUGAAUUCUGAUUCUGUCUCCUGUGGCAUUAGCUACCUAUCCCAGUUUGGUGCCAUCUGCAAAUUUGAUGAGCAUCCCCUCAAUUCCUUCAUCCAAUUCAUUUAUAAAGACAUUGAACAAGAACUGACCCAGAACAGAACCCUGCAGCACCCCACUUGUCACUUUUUUCUAGGAUGACAAGGAACCAUUGAUGAGUACUCUUUGGGUUUGUUCAGUUAAUCAGCUACAAAUCCACCUAACGGUUACCUCAUUCAACUCACAUUUUAUCAGCUUCCUCAUGAGAAUAUCAUGGGGGACUUUGUCAAAAGCCUUACUGAAAUAAGAUACAGUAUGUCCACAGCAUUUCCCUGAUCCACCAAGUUUGUAGUUCCAUAAAAAAAAGAAAGAAAUCAGUUUGGUCUGGCAUGACUUAUUUUUGAGAAACCCAUGCUGGGUCUUAGUAAUCACAGCAUCCUUUUCUAAAUGCUCACAGACCGACUGUUGAAUUAUCUGUUCUAGGACCUUUCCUGGUAUCAAUGUCAAGCUCACCGGUUGGUCAACCUGGGUCUUCCUUUCCCCCCUUUUUGAAGAUGGGGACAACAUUUGCCCGCCUCCAAUCUGUAGGGACCUCACCUACAGAAUUCUCCAAGAAUUCUCAAAGAUAAUAGACAAAGGCUUUGAAAUUACAUCCUUUAGUAGCCUUGGAUGCAGCUCAUCAGGCCCUGGAGAUUUGAAUUUGUUUGAAGUAGCUAGGUGUUCCCUUACUACCUCUUUUCCUAUCUUGGGCUGCAGCUCCCUCCUUACAUCAUUUAUUAUGUUAUCACCAGGUUGGGCAUCACUUUCCUUUUGGGUGAAAACAGAGGCAAAGUAGGUGUUGAGUAGUUCCGCCUUUCCUCGGUCACCCAAUUGCAUUUCUCUGUAUUCCCCAUGCAGAGGACCUUCCAUUUGCUUGUUCUUCCUCUUACUUCAGACAUAGCCAAAGAAACCUUUAUUAUUAUUUUUAACCUCUCUUGUAAGCUUGAGCUCAUUCUGAGCUUUAGCCAGCCUGACUUUCCCCCUGCAACUGUUGGCUACUCAUGUAUACUCCUCCUUUGUGAUUUCCCCUUUCUUCCAUUUCUUAUACAUGCCCUUCUUAACUCUUCUCUCAUCUGUAAGCUCCUUAUGCAGCCACACCAGUUUCCUUAGAUGCCUCCCACUUUUCUUUCUUGUUGGUAUUGUCUGCAUUUGGGCCUUCAAUAUUUCUCCUUUUAGAAAUUUCCAUCCUUCUUGGACUCCCUUCUCAUUGAGUAUUUCUGACCAUGGGAUCACACCCAGUAGCUGCUUCAGCUUUUUGAAAUUGGCCUUCCUAAAGUCCAGAGUACGUGUCCAACUACGCUCAGUUUUCUCAUGUCAUUUUAUACAUUUAUUAGUAACAAUGAAUGGAUACCAAUUGCAAAUACAGUAUUAGGCAAGUCUGGAAGCUUCACACUUUUGCUGUAUUCACUAAAUAAAAGUACAAUAAACAUGCUAAAUUUGAUCACUCUCUAGGGUAUCAGAAACUUUUUCCAUUACAAGUUACCCUUGCCUAGAAAAAAAUAUCUAAAAAACUCACACCACUGCUUCUAAACCUGCAAAGAUAUGCUUAAAGCAAUGUGGGCAAGAAAGAUGGAGGCUGGGUAGAAUUUUGAGUGACCUGGGUUUCAGUGAUAUGCAUGGUUGAUGAAACUAAAAUCAUGUUAUAAAUAAGCAAAUAUAUCUUGGGAAAAAUCUAGGUCACCCUUUUUAAAGUUUCUACAAAAGCCCAGGAUAUACAUGUAAGUUCAUGGAAACCUGAACUUGCUUACUGCCACACUUAAAACUGAUCCCCUGCCAGCAAGCUAGAGUUAAGAAACUAGAAAUUUAUUAACAUUUCUCAGUGCCCUCAUGGAAACAGAUUCCCUGGGAUCCCCUUACAGAAGUCAAAACCAGCUAAACCAGACCACCCAGCUACAAUGCUAUGCACACUUACCUAAGGCUAAAUGCCAAUGAACUCAGUGGCACUUGAAUAAUCCUGCAUAGGAUUGCACUACACAACUGGUUUGUUUGUUGUGUAGAUAUACCCCAAAGAUCAAGUUUCUAAAAUUUCAACAGGUACAACUCACGUAUUACCAAGUGUUUUUCCAACAAGACUACAUACUUUUUUGCUUUUUACAAUAGCAAAAAGAAAGAACGAACUGAGACAAUGGUGCUGGCUCCAGUUAGCUUAGGCCAUAUGUAUAACAAGAAAGGGGGAGGGAGUUGCAAAUAUACUGAGGCACUUUUAAUACGGUGCAGCGCUAACUAAGUCGAUACUGAAGUAAGACAUGUGAAAUUUAAUUACAGCUACUCCCUACUAAUUGUGGCUAGAAUCAUCUCUGCUAAUUAUCCUAUAGAAGUUACGAAACAUGACAACGGGAUUUCUAUAGCAAGGGAGUACCCAGUUCAAAGGUUGCCUCACUAGGUAACUUUAGGUGAACUCACUAGGUAACUAGGCAACUGAGUCUCUGAGCUACCUUACAGAGUUGCUGUUGUAAUCCAUCAAUGAAAUAAUGGGCAUGAAACAUGUUGAAACUUAUUUACAAAUACUACAUAAUAUCAUCAUCAGGAUUGGUUUCAGGAUAUGGGGACACUGGUGGCAACUGCUAACCACUGGGUGAGGUGGAAAGUGGAGAGCCAAACUCAUGCUCCAUUUUUUCCAUAGAAAACUGAAGAGCUGGAUUUUUUUCUUAUGGAAGAUUUCCUACGUGAACAUCACUGGCUUGCUUCUUUUAAAGUAAAACCGUAGAUUCUCAGGAAGCUGAAUUUAUUGAAUGUCAGAUUCCUACAUAUGAUUGUGGAAAUGUUCUCAGCCCUUAAUCUUUUAUGCUAAGCCUGCCUCAAAUUUUCCAUUUCCUUGUUUCACUACUUAGCUAUUCCCCAUGCCCAAAUUAUUUCCUGUACGCUGUAGACUGCACAAUUGUCCCAAGUUCCCUUUUAUUCAAGCCACUUUCCAACUGCUAAAAGCAUAGGAGGACUUGAAAUCUGGUUAAACUGUGGAAUCAAGGCUGGAUAUUUGAAAUACAAAAGUGAAGAGACGGUAAUGUUUGGAAAUUAUCAUUCCCUCCACAGUUUAGAGCUUUUUUGGGAUCAUACAAAUAUAUGUUGUUCCUGAGAUACCUGCUACACAUUACUCACUUAGCCUAAUCUAGGCUGAUCUGUGACGAAACCCAGUAUAUGAAAGUACAAACAGCUUUGCUAAUAUAUGUUGGCUCUGAUAAACCUCAUUUCAAAUAACUGGUUAUAUUUCAGGUCACACUACGUGUACCCUGGUAAUCUGGUGUGAAGGUAACAUGUUCAAAAAUAUAUGUGGCUUUCAGAGCAAUUUGUAUCGUCAUUGCCCUGGACCAGUACAUAUAUUACUUGAAGAUUCUUCUGCAAAUAAUAAAAGUAACAUUAUUAUUAUUAUUAUUAUUAUUAUUAUUUACAUUUGUUAGUUACAUUUUGCAAAAAAGAAAAGAAAAAAGUUUCAAAACAACUUAACAAGAUGAAAUAUAACAGUUAAAAACAAUUUAACUUAGAAAAUUUAAAGCAGUAUAUAAUACAAAGUACCUAAAGUGCUCAUCCAAUAACACACUACAGUAAUGGCAAAUCCUAUGCACCCCAUUGAAAGAUAAGCACCACUGUAGUGACUGGCUUUGUUGCCAAAAGCCUGAGUGAAUGAAAAGAUCUUGGGCUGGCACUUAAAAACUGAUAAUGAUGGUGCCAGGCACUUUUCCCUGUGGAGAGCAUUACACGUAUGGGAGACCACUUCUGAAAACGUCUUGUUUCAUGUGGCUCCCUCUGUAUCUCACUCAAGUAAGGUGCAUGGAGAAGGAUCUCUGAUGAAGACCACAGGGUCUGCGCUAUUUCAUACAGGGAGAGGUGGUCCUGAGCUGCAUAGGGUUUUAUAGAUAAAAUGUUGUCCUUAAGGCUUUCCAAACUAUACUUCCUGUGGAUGUCAUGUUUUGAAUAGCAGUAUAUCCAAGUUUAUAACUGGCAUGGACCUAAUAUUAAAGAUGAAGGUAAUGAACUGUAUAUUUUAAAAGCACAAAUAAGACUUAGCAGUAAAUGCCAUUGUAGAAUGUACACCUAGCUGAGCUCUGUUUUAUUCAGAGAUUCUCCAACAAGUAUGAUCCAGCUGAAACAUAUUGCCAGACAUUUUGUAAAACCCUUGCAGCAUUCCAUGUUGCCAGUAUCUCAGAUAAGCCAGAUCAGUUCACCUGGGUGUGCAGUGUUAGCAUGUCACAUACCUAGCAGCAGAGGUCUGCAGGGCUGUGAAAUGUUCCAUGUCUAAGUUCUUGCACUCUUAGCGUCAUGUUUAAAUUGAACCCUAUAAUUAAAAACCUGAGGAGUAGGGAGUUCAGUUUAAAUUUUUCAAAAGAGCAGAUUUACCUGAAUAAUUUAAGGGAAUGGUGUGUGUUUACGUUCCCUUCUGAAAGCAUCUAUAGUAUUCUAGGCCAGGCACGUACAGUGGUACCUCGGGUUACAAACACUUUGGGUUACAAACUCUGCUAACCCAGAAGUAGUACCUUGGAUUGAGAACUUUGCCUCAGGAUGAAAAUUGCACGACGACGGCAUCGGGAGGGCCCAUUAGCAAAAGCACGCUUCAGGUUAAGAAUGGUUUCGGGUUAAGAAUGGACCGAAUGAAGCUCGUAACCCAAGGUACCACUGUAUAUGUGGCACUAUAUGUCCUUUUUAGGUAAAAUCCUAAAAAAAGUUCAACAACUUUGGAGUAAACUUCAAUCCCCUGUUCUAGGCCAACCCAAAGGCCUGAUGCUAGUCCAUGGGAGUUGCUCUUGUUUAUACUGCUGUUUACUUCAGUAGAUAUAAAAGCAGUACUGCAAAUUGCAGUAAGCAGUGGAACUGGAUCUUUGCAGCACAUGUAACAUUAUCAUAGCCCUGCUUCAAAUCCAAAUUUGUAGUCUUCACCAGCCAUAAGAGCUGCAACCAUGGCAAAUAAUCAAAUCAAGCCUAGGCACACCUAGUUUUUGCAAAAUCAGUUCAAAAUAAGUACUAAAGAAUUACUCCUAAGUAAGUUUCACAUGAAUUCACUUUAAUUAAGGAAUUUGUCUUAAUUAAGGAAAUCUGCCUGAAUGUCUGGAUGAGGGAUGUCAUAGGGCAGAGAUGGUGAGCCAGUGUCGCAAAGGCACUUGCAGCAGCCCACCCGUUCUCUUUCAGAUGGAGGUAUCUUUUCUGCCUCUGGCAUAAUGCAGUUCUUAGUAGGCCUUAGUGUUUGGGAAACGGGAGUGCUUAGAGCAGACCUUCUAGGAGUGGCUCCAUGCCAGAGGGAGAAGAGGCAUCAUUGUAAGUAAGUCGGGGCUUCCUUGCAAUCACAGCACCAGGCUGUGGAGGAGAGGUUCCUCUUGUAGCCCAGCACUAUGAUGCUCUUCAGAGACUGAGAUCUCUGAAGAAGAGAGACAGUGUUUUUAUUCCCCGUUGGAGUGCUAGGCUGAUCAGCAGAAAGGAGGCGUGUGCUGCUUGAAUGCUUCUGCCUGCCUCUCUGAAUGUACCUAUGUGUGUGGUGAGUGUGUGCAUGUGAGUGUACAGUGGCAUGCAGUCCUUGAGGGGGGCGGUGAUGAUACUACAGUAUAAAAAUUUAUCACACACCCAUCACUCGAAGUUCCUAGAGCAGGUUACUGCAAUUAAAACACAGUAUUAAAAAUAGUUUUAACCAACCUUCAAUGUGGUUUUUGGGCUGUAAAAUGUUAGCCACCCUCUUCUUACAGGACGUUGGCCCUCAAAAUGUCAGGUAAACUUGUAUCACUUUAUUUAUAUUUAUAUUUAUUUUAAUUCAUUAAAGUCUGUUCUUGGAAGGAAGAAUGACUUUCGAUGUCACUUUAAGCCAGUGGUGUUGCAGUUAGUUUGACUGCUUUCUUACAGAGGUAGUUUGCAUGCUUAAGACUGAUGGGACUUCAGCAAAUAUUUUGCUUGAAGUCUUUGAUUCCCUGGAGGGACCUGUUAAGGGACUGUAUAGCACCUGUAGGCCUAUUUGUUCCUGAUUUAUUUGUGCCUUCUUUGGGAGCAGAAGGAUCUGUUCUUCCAUCUAAACAGCUGGUAUUUUUGUUUUGUGCUUUGAGAAGCCCAGGCUGCUUUUUUUGUGUUUCCUUUAGGCAUGAUAUGUCCAUAUCUACUGAAGAGUUUUUGGAGGCGGGAGAGUUCUGAGGGAUAAAUUCAAUCUAUUUACAAAUGAAAGCAUCAAGCCGGGAAUAUGGGACUGUAUAGACAUGCCCUUUGACAUGGUUCUAUAUAACAUGAUAGCAACCAUAUGCAAGCAGGAGAAUAGAUUGUACCUUUCAUAAUCAACAGCAGACACGCAAAGGGCAUUGAAAGAAGCUUAUAAUUGUGGAACUAUUUCAAGGGCUUUACAAGAGUGAAGUCUGGAUUUGAAUUUACUAUAUAAAUAGCAUUGUACUUUACUGGCCAUUUCAAUUCUUCCUUAGAGCACUGCAUAUGUCCACAUCACUGAGGCAUAUUGAAGCAACUAAUUUAUAUGCUUUAUUUGCAUGUAAAUAGUAUGUAUACUAAUGUGGAUUAUUUAAAAAAUCAAUUGGAUAUGUUUUGUCUUAUUUAAAAAUUAUUAUUUUAAUAUUCUAGUGAAUUUGUAUCCUUAUUUCUGAGUGCAAUAAUAAGAGUUGCCAUAUUAGCAUUUCAUUCCUGGUAUUUGAGGGAUAGCCUUUCUGUUGGGAUUGCAAACUGACUGGGGAUAACAACACCAACCUAGCCUGCUUUUGUGCUUUUAACAGCAGCUUUAUUUGUAGAAAUUGGCAGAUGCAGUUCUUCAUAUCUUAGUGAGAAGGAUUAUAACGUUCUUAGACAUUUUAAUAGAAAUGUGAAUGGACUAGAAAAGAUACAAGUUGGUAAUCCCAUUUCCUACCUACAAUAUUUGUCUUCACAUGCUUCACACUAACAGACUUUUCAUUCUGUUUGAAGUCUUGUUAGUUUCAAAAAUGUGCAUUUUCUUAACAACUUUGAUUAAUUAGAAGUUUCCCUUCUGCAUUUUUACAAUGCUGUAAUAGUAAUGAUCAACAACAACAUGGUAGAAAAUAGUUUUCUUCUAAGGCUGUUGAAGGCAUUUUUUCCUUGCAGUUCUGAUUUAACCUACCAUAUUUUUCGCUCUAUAAGACGCACCAGACCACAAGACGCACCUAGUUUUUGGAGGAGGAAAACAAGAAAAAAAAUAUUCUGAAUCUCAGAAGCCAGAACAGCAAGAGGGAUUGCUGUGCAGUGAAAGCAGCAAUCCCUCUUGCUGUUCUGGCUUCUGGGAUAGCUGUGCAGCCUGCAUUCGCUCCAUAAGACGCACACACAUUUCCCCUUACUUUUUAGGAGGGAAAAAGUGAGUCUUAUAGAGCAAAAAAUACAGUAUUUCAAGACAAUGGCUGUAUUUUACAGAUUCCAAGCGUAUUUGCUCAGAAGUGACCUGCACUGAAUUCAGUGGGAAAUGCUCCCUGAUAAGUGUGCUCAGGAUUUUCCAAUCUUAAAACUUAUUUUUACUAAUUCAAGAAAGUCUCUUUAAUCUAAUAUUAAUAUCAUAUACGUUUAAAAUUACAUUACUUGGGAAAUUUAGGACGUGAAUCAGUUGAUUGCUCAAAUACAGUACUGUCAAAGAUUUCAUCAAGCCGGGAUGGAGGCCCUUGCAAAGGUGGCAGCUUAUAUUUCUUAUUUUAGUAAUUUAGUUGCAUCAUAGUAUCACCUGAUGGUAUCAUCUAACCUAUUCUAUUUUGCUUCUUACAGCAAAAAGAUCUUGAUUAAACUGAAACUAUAGGUUUCAGUUUUCAGGAAGAAAUAACUCAAGUUUAGCCCCUUUUCCUUUCUGUGGAUUUAAUAAUUUAGAUGUCUGAAAUAGUCUGAAAUGGGCAAGAAUCAACCUUUUUGGGUGCUACAUUUUGCUGUGUGAUUCUCCAUAGAAGACUUUGCAGGCAGGACUGAAUCAACCAGACAGUACUGCCUCAGCAAUUACUGUGAAAUGAUUGCUGGUUCUCUUUGCCUUAAAAGCUGUGUAUGGAGAUGCAGGAAAACAAUUCUUUUCCUAGCAAAAGGAACGACUGAACUUACAUUCUGUGAUAAUAGUAGCAGCAUAGAAUCAUAGAGUUGGAAGGGAUCCCGGGGGUCAUCUAGUCCAGCCCCUGAAAUGCAGGAAUGAUUGUGCAGGUACUUAUAGUAACGCAUAGGCACCUUUUGUAUGGCACUCAUGACAUCGGUCCAGAUGUCUUGUGUCACUUUUAACUAUCCAUUUUAUGUGCUUAAAAAAAUAUAUUCUGAGGAUUUGUGAUUGAGCUAUAGCAGUGUGUCAGCACAAAGAUAAUAAAUGAAUAAUAAACCACAGUAAUAAACCAAUUAACUGAUCAAUCUUCUGUACAAGUCAACAGCUAGUUUGGCAUAAUCUCUUUCUGUUAUAUGGGGGACAAGGAUAUUUCUUGCUGUGGGAUCUGAGGUAGGGCCUGUGUGUGUAUGAAGCAGUGGAUCCAGCACUGCUUCCCUAACUUUGGGAAGACGGUUCUUCCUUCCUUUUCAUUGUGCCACCUCCAGAUUGGCAUAAAGGAAGCUCAGGGAUUGCUGGUGCCACAGCCCUUCAGUGCCUUGUUUGGGGGCACUUGCUACUGCUGGCAGGAGAACGACUGACAAUAGCUUUCCAUUAGCACUCAUCUCUGAUGGCAGAAAGGCACAUAUGCACUGUCUUAACUCCUUGGGACAUUGGUGGGAUGGUUCAAAUUGUGCUCUAAAAUGCUUUCCUAUACACACUUACUUGAAGGUAAGUACUACUGAACUCAGUGGUGCUUAUUCUGAGUAGACCUGCUGCAUAGGAAUUCAUUGCAAAUAUUAGCCUAGGAACAUAAUUAUUUUAUCUGAUUCUUUCCCCCAUUUGUCCUCAAAAUGUAAGCCUAUCAACAGUAUCUUCUAUGUUUAUGUAGCUUACACUCCUUCUCUUCUGUAGUGUUACUGGAAGCAAUUUCAAAGAACGGGAGUGCUGCCGGGAGUGGUGCUUACUGUCGAAAACCAGCAAGUGGAAGUGAUAAGAACAAACCCAAUAGCAUGAAGGACAGCAGUGCAUCUGCUGCAGGUGAAAGUGGGAAGGCCUACACCAAAGAUCAAGUGGAAGGAGUGCAAAGGUAUUUUCCUAAAUAAACAGAUUGCCUGUUGAUAGUACUGAUAAUAAAUUACAAGUGUAUCUGACAGCAUAGCAUUCCCCAACCUGGUGCCCUCCAUCUGUUGUUGGACAGCAGUUCUAAUAAUACCUGACCAAUUGCCAUGCUGCAAUUUCAGGAGAAGAAAAGGCUGAAGAGUAAACCCUAUGAAAAUCCGAAGUCGAGUCUCUAAGGCAUCUUGUAAGCCUUCUACAGGCAACUCCUGGUGCCAAGCUGGUGCAAAACAUAUGCUGUGCUUUCCUUUGGAUCACAUCAACGAGGCCAAAAGGGGAGUCUUGUCAUCUGGGCAGCCCAGGACUUUCAUACACACUGCCCAGGCUAACACAGUCAUUUGACUUCACCCCCAGAGGCACACUCCAGACGGAUGCCAACAACAAUAUUAUUUGCCAUGCUGACUGGAACUGAUCAAAGUUGUAGUCUAAACGACCUGGAUGGCACCAUGUUGUGGAAGGCUGGUCUAGGUAAAAGAAGUACCUCUUCAGAUGUUGCCAGUGUGAUUUCAGCUUAAGAAUAUUAGCUGAGAACAUCACACUGCUCUUUACGAAGGUUUUAAGUCAACCUUUUAGAGCAGUACAGCUGUCACUUAAAUGUUCUGAUGCGAGAGCUAAACUCAUGGAUUCCAUUUUUGAAAGAUCUCAUAGUUUGAGCGCACUGCCGCUAUGUUGACAGAAUGCUUUGACAAUAUCAGCUGGAGCCUGGUGUAGCUUGUUAUCAUUUCAAACAGUAAAUGAGAUGGCUAAGAAAGUUUUGCCUGUAUAAACAGCAGCUGUGUCAAUAUGUUGAAUUGUUCCAUAUACUGAAGUGUUUUAAUUUAAUUCUACUAUUAACAUGGUAGGUGAAUAGGUCCUUUCCUACUUCUUUUCCUUUAGUGCAUGUAUUAGUGACUCUUUCACCUCUAACCUGAAUCCAAUCAACAGUUAGAUUAUGAGGAAAGUGGUCCUUGACCCAAUUUGCAAGCGAUAAGGAGGAAAAAAAGCAGGGGCAUGGGGAGCAAGCCCAAAAGCAAGAGGGUGCGCCACCCACUUUGGACUUUGGCUCCCCCACCACAAGCUUCAGUCCUAUUCACUUUAACAUGCACGCCUAAUAGAUUGCCCCAAGGGAAUGUGGCCCUCAACAGAAAAAAAAGAAAAGGUUCCCAACUCCUGAUUGACUCUCUCAUUGAAAUACGUGAGAUAACUUUUCCAGUGCAGGAGGAAAGGGUAAAAGGCCCCUUAGCCCAUGCCAGGGUCCUGAUCUGGAUUGGCCCCCAAGCUUGCAAUCUAUUGUACUUCUGGACUAGCUGGGGUCCCAUAUGCUAUUGGCAUGAAUGUCAAGGAGGAGGGGCAAAACUGAAGAAAAGAGUUCCUAGUGGCUGGUGGGAAUCUUCUGGGAGCCAGAUAUAGCUGGCAGGCCAGAGAUUCUCCAUCCACAUUCUAAAAUAUGAUGCAAAUGGUCUAGCCACGCAUUUGCUGCAUCCUGAGGUUUUUAUUCUUACUUUUAUUCAUUAAAUUUCUAUUCUGCCCUUCUUCCAAGAAGCUGACAGAGAUGGACAAGAUUUUUCUUAUCCCCAACCCCAAUCUAACUUAACAAUCUGCGGAGUACGUUCAGCUGAGAGAUAGUGACUGGCACAUAGCCAGUGAGCUUCAUGGCUGACAUAGAUUUUCCUGCUUCUUUUCCCACAUGUUUAGCCUCUGCAACUCACUAAAUAUGACAGAAGUUAUACGAACAACAUUUGGAUUGCAUGUACAUCACCUGAAUGUUUGGACAAUAGUGUUAAGAAGCACAGGAGUGCCAUUUAUAGAGCAGAACAAUCUCCAAGUGAUUAGUUUUAGCAUAUUUUUGCCAGGUUAAAAUCUAAUAAUGUGUAUUGAUAGGCAGAAAUAUAAACAAGCAUUUUAGUUUCUUCCCCAUCCUAUACACAAGAGAGAGUGCUUGUAGUUCUUCAAUAGAGUGUUGCUCGGUGACAGUAUGGUUCAACUGGGAGCAGUGCAAGAUGCAAUAACUCUUUACUGAUUGCAUAAGGGUUAAGCAAGCUGAACAGAAGGCUGCUCACUUUAUUGCACCAAAGAGGUCUGGUGAUAAUGUCUUCUCAUGUGGGCAAAAUUUCAUUUCCAAGUUUCUGAAACAAAAAAUAUGGGCUUAGCUUUCUAGUAAAGAGCUAUCAUCUUCAAAACCUGCACAACUACCAAUGGCAGCAUAAAAGUGAAAUGGAGCUCUUUCUUAUUGUAAUGCUGGUGUCUCUGGAAUAUCUAUCACAGCAUUUAAUCUCAUUAAGUUUGGGGGGAACCUAAUGGGUUGAUCAUUUUCAUAACUAUUAUUAGUAGGAACUACUACGUUAUCUUAUUGGAUUAGUGUUGCUCUGAAUCAAAGUGGGAUUUUAAAAACCAUUUAGCCGAUAUAUCAGUGUUCCUCCAAAAUAUUUACCAAUUGUCCUUGGUGCACUUUUAAUUCCUCUUCAAAGAGGAGCUGGAACCAAGAUGAGACUCCAAGGAGUUCAUUUUCCUUGUUGAAGAACUACAGCCACUGUAAAUCUUAUUACCCUUUCAGGUUCCAUGCACAUUCCUUGCUUUUUUUGUUAAAGAAAUAUUCAAAUCUGCUUUGAGAUGUUACAAAUUAUUUUACCUAAUGGAAAUUUACCAAUUCUUUCUUCAGUAUAAUGAACUGUAUCUGUCAUGCAUGAUUGAUAUUCAUUCAUACAAGCAAGAGUUCAGGAAAAUGAUUUGCCUCUUGUUAAUACGUAGACGUAUCGAAGUACUCAUCUGUCUUAACAGAAGAAUUUUGUGAUUUAAUUUCUUUAGAAUUUGCUAACCUAUCUACUGCUAAGCAUUUCCAUAAUAUUCCCUCCUAUGCUUCUUAACACUUUUGUCCAAACUUUCAGUUAAAAAUGUACAUGCAAUUCAAAUAUUGUGGGUAUAGCUUUGACCCACAUUUAAUAAUCGUACCUCGAUAAUAGUAAUAAUUUCACAAGUCAGCUGCUGGAUUCUAUGGCAAUAAGAUAAAAGUCCUUUGGUUUUAGGAGAAGACACAAGAGCUUUGCUUGCAAACUGCCAUCAUUUUUUCUAAUCCAUCCCCAUAAGAAUAGUUGUGCAGCUUGUCCCUGGAGUUUAUCCUUUAUAGUCUCUGGUGUUUGAAGCCACCUCUUUCUUGAUGGUUACAUCAUUGACCUCAUAAUCCUUUUGCCAUCAUGAACUGUAAAGUUAUAACAGGGCAAAGAAUAAAAACUGCUGCCCACUUAAAUGGGUUUCAGGUAACUGUACUAUUGGAUGUGUGUGUAUUAUAUCUGGGAUUCCUUUGUUAACAUUGCUUUACAAUAAAACACAUUACCAACAUUAGGCAUAGUUCUACAUAUGGAUUUUCCAAUGUAUGUGUAAUAUUACUGCUAAAAAAAAUCCAAAAAAAAUUCGAAAUACUGGUACUGUGGUUUCUGUGCAUAAGAUGAAGCUGUUUGAAAAUGAACUUUUCAAAUUGUGCUUUAAGAGUUGAUAGUUGUGUUUUAAAAUUGAAGUUAUUUUGUUUAAUGACCUCUUGCAGUAUAAAAAAAUGUAAAAAUUACUAUGAAGUCCUUGGAGUGUCCAAAGAUGCAGGUGACGAAGACUUGAAGAAAGCUUAUCGAAAGCUUGCUCUGAAGUUUCAUCCGGACAAAAAUCAUGCACCAGGAGCAACAGAAGCUUUUAAAAGUAAUAUUUUCUAAUUCACUUGUAGAAAAGAAAACAUUUCAGGGGCAGGUGUAUCUCUUUUGCCCAACUGGUUGUGUUAAUGCACAUCAUUUUAAUAAUGGGUUGGAUCCAAAGGUGCUCUUUUGUAGCUGCAAAAGGAUGGCUUUUUACACCUUGCACUAAGCUGUACAUCUUGUGGCCAGAGCAUUUUAUGUGACAAUGAAACUAAAUCUGUGAUCUUCUACUUUUGCAAGUGCAAGGAUAAAAACUCAUGUAGAAGUAACUUAUUGCAGGCGACUCUUCCAGGAGCACCUAUGCAAACCUUUAAAAAAUAGCACUGGUUGUUAUUUUCCUCCCAUUUAUGGUCCUUUGGUUGUAGCUCAGUAUAUUCAGAUCCUCAUACACAAGGUGGUAGACAUUGGGUUGUAAAAGCAAACCACCAUCUAUGUACUAACUUUAAUAUAGGUAUGAAAGGAACCUUACCAGUAACUUAUUGGAAACAUGGGCUGGAACCCAGGCUACUGGGAACCUUGUUUCAUGUGCCCAGGGGGUGCUGGGUUUGUCAGUCUUGAGCAGGGUCCCUGUAGGUUGUUUCAAAAGCAUGUUUAAACAGUUUGUGAUACGGCAUGAACACUUACUACAGUGGAACCUUGGCUGUCAAACGUAAUCCUUUCUGGAAGACUGUUCGAUUUCCAAAACGCUCAGCAACCGAGGUGCAAUUGCUGGUCAGCAAAAUCCUUUGGAAAAAUGGAGAAAUGCGCCUUGGAAGACGUUCGACUUCCAAGGUGCAUUCGAAAAUGGAAGCAUUCACUUCUGGGUUGUUGGCGUUCAAAAGCCAAAAUGUUCGACUUCCAAAGCAUUCGAAAACUGAGGUUCCACUGUAUUUAAAUAAAAUAAUAAAUUGGGCACUGCUAUGGCCAAACACUGCUUGCACUGAAAGAACACGAGUUUAUAUGUUACCGAACACACUUUCUGUUGUGAUACCUACUUGCAUUGUUAUUUGUUUUAUUUAUAAAUAAAUUGCUUCCUAUGAGGCAUCCCAAAGCAUUUCACAGUACUAUAGUCAUACUGGUAUCUGUACUAUACAUUUGUUUCCAUGUUUCAAAGGGGAGGGGGAAUGGACAACAACUUACUCCUUACUCCUUUUAGACUGUGUACCAUGCAUCAGCCCCCAGAGAUGUUUGAGACCAUGUCCAAUGUUGUCUAUGUGCAGUGUGGAAAAGUGGCUCACUGCAAGUCAGGCAGUCUGGGUCCCCGUCUGACCUGGGAAUUAAUACAAGUACAAUGUAUCGCUCCCUUCUCUGUGUAUCUAAAAUGUUUCUUUUCUCCCACGCUUCUUUCCCCUGCACUCUGCAUUUCAGAGAUCGGAAAUGCAUAUGCUGUGUUAAGCAAUCCAGAAAAACGAAAGCAAUAUGACCUCACAGGCAGUGAAGAGCCAUGCAGCCAUCCUGGCAACGGUAGAUUUAACUUCCACAGGGGAUGUGAAGCAGAUAUUACUCCAGAGGACCUUUUUAACAUGUUCUUCGGCGGGGCAUUUCCAACAGGUAUAUUCACUGAUCACCUCGCCUUAGCUCACCACUUCCAUCUCACUCCCUCUGUAUCAUCCUGCCCAUUCACUUAUCAGUCCCAAAUAUCACCCCUUUCCUAAGGUAGAUCAGCCACCUUGAGUUGUACAUAUGUAUUAAAUGAAUGGGGUGUAAGUGCUUUUGUAACUGAUUAAAUCUGUUCUAGCAUGCUCAGCAACAAUUGCCUCGUGUAGGAUGGUACCAGCAAGGUUCUCAUACAAUGAUAUCAGAGCGCCCACAAACUAUUUAUUGCUUCCUAGUGCUUCGCUUUAAACCAAAUUUGCUUUUCCCAAACCUGAAGAACAAGUUUGUGAAACUUAAAUGUUUGCCUUGCCCACUAGCAGCCAGUGGUCCAAUAAACUGUUACGUCUUUUUCUUGAAGGUGCAAUAUAUUAUUUGUACUAAUUAGUAUGGCAUUCUGCAUUGCCUAUAGUGUUGCCUCAAAACAAGUACAGCUGAGUACAUAUUUUUUCACCUUGUAGUGUUUUUUCUGCUCCCAAUGCGAUCUUUUAAAUAUUUUCUCCCCUGUAGGCAGUGUGCAUUCAUUUUCUAAUGGAAGGUCUGGCUACAGUCACCAUAAUCAACAUCGUCAUAGUGGGCAUGAAAGAGAAGAGGAGAGGGGUGAUGUAUGUUUGUCUUUUGCAUGAACUUAUCUUUUUUGAAAUAUCGUCCCUAGAAGUAAUAUUAAUGAGUAGCAUGCCUUGCAGUUCUGUUGUCUAAAUGAGUGCCUGUUUAGUAAACAGAAGCAAGGAAAUAGUAACAGUUAAAAACCUAAUUCCGAAUUUUCUGAACUAGCGUAUCUUAUUUUUAUGGAGGAAUCCUAUGCAUAAUGUUUACUCAGAAGUAAGACCCAUUGUGGCUCACCCCCAGGUACUUCUUCAUAAUAUUGUAGCCUGCAUUAGAUUUUGGGCUACAGUAGUGGCACCCUUGCACUUAAUUAUAUAUGCGGCAUAAAGUUUAUAAAGAGGAGCUAGCAGCAGCUUGCUUUUGCUCCUCUAUGGGAAUUCCUGCAAUUCCUCUAAGCCAGUGGUUCUCAAAGGGUGUAGCAAGUCACACUAGUGUGGCAGGAGAAGAUGGCAAGUGUGGCGGAGAAGAAAAAGUUUGAGAACUGCUACUCUAAGCCAUGACUUCACAUGAGGAUAGGACAUGAAGUGAUAGGUUUUAACAAUAUGAAGUUAAAGAAAGACUACACAUAUUCAUUAGUGCAACCUAUCUCCUUCCAAAGCUUUCAAGAAAGACUGGACAGGAAUCCACUAUAGGUCUUUUGGGGUGUACACAUCUUUUCUGUCUAGGAAAGUGGUGAUGAUGGUGGAAUAGAUUCCUUCCAACAAAAACAAAACACCCUGUGAUUUGUCUAUCUGAUUGCUGUUUCCUUCUCCAGGGCGGCUUCUCUAUGUUCAUCCAGCUGAUGCCAAUUAUUGUGCUGAUCCUUGUCUCUUUGCUGAGCCAGUUGAUGGUGUCUAAUCCUCCAUACUCCUUAUAUCCAAGAUCGUAAGUGGUACUAUUAAUAUUUGUAUGGUUUACAUGGAUAUUUUAAAAUACCUCUGCUGUUCCUGCAUUUUUUCAAGCUUUAUGUAUUGCAGAGCUUUUCUCCUUUGUGUGCACCAAUUCAGAAAUGAUCAGGAAAAUCCAAAGGCAAGAAAUGCUCCUAUUACCCCCUUGAAAAACUAGCUCAAUAUAGAAGCUCAGUUCAGCUGAACAAUGGCUUAUUGUGGGUCUGUGCUAUGUUUACAUCACUUAGGUCAGUGUUGCUAAGGGGUUCUGCGCCUUAUUUUUGACCUUCACUGGGAAAAGAGGCCUUAAUGCUUUCUCACGUGGUUGUCCUUGACAAGGUUUAAAGUAGAGCUUACAAUGAAAUUUACCCAUUUGGUUGCACUUUAAACUAGCAGCAUGAUGCUGUAACUAAGAAGUAUUUACAAGUGGUUCUGAGUUUUGAUUUUUAGAAUUAGAGAUCUGGAGAUGGCAACCACAGCUAUUUUCAGGCUUUUUGUGAGUGGAAUCCUAGUGCUUAUUUGGAUUGCUUAAAACAAAUGGCUUUCCUUCUGGUACUUACUUCUGUUGGUAGUUUAUCUACUAACGCAGGAGUCAGCACACUUUUUCAGCAGGGGGCCAGUCCACUGUCCCUCAGACCUUGUGGGAGGGGGGGCGGACUAUAUUUUUUUUUGGGGGGGGAGGAAAUGAACAAAUUCCUAUGCCCCACAAAUAACCCAGAGAUGAAUUUUAAAUAAAAGGGCACAUUCUACUCAUAUGAAAACAAGCUGAUUCCCUGACCGUCCAUGGGCCCGAUUUAGAAGGUGAUUGGGCCAGAUCUGGUCCCCUGGGCCUUAGUUUACCUACCCAUGUACUAACGCAAUGUGCAUUAUGUUUUAAUGCUAAUAGUAGAUUCGUUGUUAGUAGCUAGACUGCAGUUGCAUGUGUCAGAGGCCAGGACCUCCUACCUGAGUGAUAGCCUCUCCCUAGAAGGUGAGAAGUCCACAGCAUUACUAGCUUCCAGUUUCCUAUGGUAAUGGAAGCCACUAUCUUAACCUGGCUGACUCUGUAAAUAUAGGCAAUGAAGAACAGAGGGAAUUUCUUAAUUUAACCCUUUAGUAUGAAAAUAUAUUUUCUUGUAGAUUAAUUUUUAAAAAAUGAAGCAAAGGUAAAUAUAGAGGACCUCUCCAAAAUGAACUUUAAAAUUCAAUUCAGUGUAAACAAGUGUAAAGUGUUACAUGUAGGGGGGGGAAUCUUUCACAUAUCCACUCAUGGGGUCUGAACUGGCAGUGACUGACUCAGAAGUGAGACUUUGCUGUUGUGAGUAGCUUGAUGGAGAUGUUGAUCCAGUGUGCAGUAGCUGUGAAAAAGGCAAAUUGCAUGCUAGGAUAUUUAAUGUGGAGCCUUCUAAUUAGGAGCAAUCUAACUCAAUAGAAUGCCCACAUCAUUGUGAUAAGCUCUAGACAUGUUUUAGCAAACCAACGACAUGGAAGGUAUAGAGUUUACAGAAAAUCAGACACCAGAUACAAGACAUCAUUUAUAACAUUGCUAUUUCUUGCUUUACAGACAUGGCAAAUUGGUGUUGUAUAUAUGUAAAGACUUUCGUGAAAACUCUUAUUUAUGUUGCAAUGAAUCUGAAACCCUCUUUGAUUUUUCUUUGCUGACAACAACAUUGGGGACAGUGACACAGGCUGACAAUUAGUAUGGGAUCUCUUUACAGGGGUUCAGGACAGACCAUUCAGAUGCAGACACAAAACUUGGGUGUUGCUUAUUAUGUCAACAAGGACUUUAAAAAUGAAUAUAAAGGUGCAAAUUUGCAAAAGGUGGAAAAGAGUGUGGAAGAGGACUACGUGUCCAACAUUCGAAAUAACUGUUGGAAAGAGAGGCAACAAAGUAAGUAGACCUUAUGAUUUUUUUAAAAAUAAAGGCAUUAUACCGAAUAACAUGUAGCUCUGAAUAGAAUGAGAUACUUGCAUGGAUCCUAAGGGAGUUUCCCCCCUUUUCAGAGGUUUGUGAGUUCCAGGUUCAUUUCCCCUAAACCACGCCCACCUGCCCUGCAACUGAUGUCGUAUUGAAUUUUCCGCACACCAGUAGAUAGGCAGAGAACUCACUUGCACACCUGAACCCUGCGUAAAGCAGAACUGAAACCCCUGCACACUGGAUCAUGUGUGAGUUCAGUCCUGCUGUGUCAGUAUCUUCCACCCACACCUCCUGACACAUCAACAGGAGCACCUAACUGCCAAUGACCAACUUGGAUGGCUUGGAAACUGCAGGAAGGGCAAGUGCUCCUGUGCUUAGGUCCUGCUUGCAGACUUCUCAUGGGCAUUUGGUUUGCCGCUGUGAAAACAGGAUGCUGGAUUAGACAAGCCAUUGGUAUGACUUAUAAGGUUCUUGUAUAAGAAUUAUUGAGGUUAUCUUUGUAGAGUGCUUCGAACAGUUGCAGUGGAAGUGCUAUAUUUGUUGUCAUCAAGAGGGGGAAUGACCACAAUCACCUCAGAAGCAGUCAUAAAAUUCCGGGGGGGGGGGGGGGGGCUUUAUUUGGACUCUGAAUACUUCAACAAUUAUAUUCUGGUGGCUAGCAUCCUCUUCCUGGAAAAGAUGUCAAGCAGGUUGCUGACCAAUUCCAGACACUCUUGAAUUAAACUCAUUUUAUAGAUCCAUUUCAUUCAAGGUUUAGCCUUGGUUUUGGCACCAAAACUGUCUUGGUUGCCUUGUGGGAUUAUGUUUGCUAGUAGGGAGACACAGACAGUGUAGCCCUGUUGUUGUUGUUGUUGUUUUCUUUUAGACUUGGACACUGUUCUUAACAGUAUGUGUUAUAGUAACCUCCUAAAGAUGUUGCUUGAUUGGGUGUGGACAGCAUUUGCUGUUCAGUAGUUCCUCUUGUACUUGGACAGAAGGUGUUCAAUUCCAUCACUGGCUUUGGGGUCCUGAAGGGUUCUGCCUUAUCCAUGCUUUUUAACAUCUACAUGAAAUGGCUGGGUGAGGUCAUCUGGGGAUUUGGAAUGUUGUGUCAGCAGUUUGUCAGUUAACAUUUAGGGGUUCCCCCCUUGCUUUAUAUUGAAUCCAGAUGAGGGUGUCUAUCUAGAUCAAUGCUGGGCUGUGGUAAGGAGGAGGAUGAGGGCCAAUAAGCUUAGAUUCAGUGCAAACUAUAGAGAGGUAUUCCCCCUAAAGGACUGGGUUUGUAAUUUGGAUAGAGGUACUCCCUCUAAAGGACUGGGUUUGUAAGUUGCAUGAGUGGCUUGGAGCACCUUCUUCCAGCUUGGGUUGGUACACGGCUUCUAUGAUCCAUUGUUAUAGGGCAGUUUAUAUGUUAAAUAAAAAGGUGAAGAGAGAAAAUUGAAAGCCACAUGGCAUCCAAGAGAAGAGGGUACUCUCUGGCAGGUUGAAAAUUUGUGGAUCUGAAUCAUUUUAGUAUUGGCAUGAUAUGAAAAAAGUAGAUGACGUUUUAUUGCUUUCUCUUUUUGUAAACCACUUUGAGGUUUUUUACAGUCAAGUGCUGUAUACAUUUUAUGAAAUAAAUAACAUUUGUCAGCUAUUGCCAAGAUGUUUUAUUUACUUUGUUUUUGUUUUUAAAGAAACAGAUUUACUGUAUGCAGCAAAAGUGUACAGAGACGAACGUCUUCGAAGGAAAGCAGAAGCCAUCUCCAUGGACAACUGCAGAGAGUUAGAACGGUUGACCAGUAUCUAUCGGGGAGAAUGAGCUAGAUCCUGAAAUGUACUGCCUGUACAUGCGCGUUCUCUCUCUCUCUCUAUGUAUAAAAAGAAAAAUCUGUAAACUGAGAAAAUACUAUUCCGUCAUGAAAAGGAAGAGGGAUGUAAAACUGCUGUCUAGCUGUUUCCAAAAACCUUGUCCUGAAGUACCAAUAUAAUUUAAUAGCCUCUUAGUCUGAAAUAUAUGACAAGGUCAUAUAUUUACAUCAUUGAAUUGUCAUUUAAGUUUUACUCCCAGAGCUUCUGUGAUUUCUUUUUCUACAAGAAGCAGCUUCAAUGUGCUGCUACGCUUGUGGAGAUGUAGACAUAGUGGUUCUUCUUCUGAAAUACUUGCCAUGUAAAUAUGUGUGGAAAAAGAAGACUUGUGUAUAUAAAAAUGUUUAAAGAAAUCUCAAAGGCAUUUAGAUGCAUUAAACCCUUUAAUCUCAUGGAUGGAACAAAUAGUAUGACUACAUCAUUCCUUAUUCAGAUGUCAAGUGUGUGGAAUUGAAAGAAAACAGGAACAAUUUUCUCUCUGCAUAAAAUCUACUAGGUUGAAGGAAUAUUUUUUAAAAAGUAAUGGGCCAUGUGGAUUUCUUAUGAGAUGAUUGGAUAAGACUGGCUGAUACCCGAGUUUCAGCAUUCAUGCUGUAGUUUUAAUACUGUAUAUCUAAGCAGUGACAAACCAGACAUCUGUACCAGACUGUUUCUUGCUAAGUGGCACACUGGCACCAAAAAAGAGAAGUACACAGAUACUUUUGGUACUUAAUCACAUUCUGUUUUGGUGUUCCAGAAAAGAACAAGGUGUAUUUAAGCAAGUGCUGCUGUACAACCCACCUCUCCAUAUUUUUUAGUUUAGCAUGACUUAGGGUCACGUGCAAAUCCUUUAGAAAUGGAAGGUGUUAAAUCCACUUGCUAAAUACACAAGCAUGCUAAAUAUACAUUCAUAGGCUGCUUCUCUUUCACUAAAAAGCAGAGAAAAUAAUGGAGUAGCAAUUUUUUAAAAAGUUGGGGAAUUUGGCAGUUGUGUUAAUUUACAACUCUGUUUUCUGUGUAGGUAUCAACAGUUGAUCAAGCCACUUCUAGGGCAUUAUCCAAUGUCACACCAGUGGAUAUAAUGGGAUUUUCCUUUCUUCUCCUUCCCGAUGUGCCCCCAUAAUUGACUCGGAAUAUUCCCACCUCUGGAGCAGAUUUUGAGGAUGUGCAGGGGAGAGAAAAGGAAUAGGUCCCCUUGCACAAGCAGAAGUCUGCUGUGCAAGGAUAACACUGUUGUAUGUCACCUCUAAAGUUCAGCCUUGUGCCUUUGAACCCUUUGCUGAUUCUUUAACAAUUAGCUUGUCUAUGAAUUGCUGCUGUAAGCUGUGGUUUUGCUUGUUGACAAGAGCUAAGAAGCCACAGUGCAACAGUUUCUGUCCAGAUGUGUACAGGGUAGAUUUUUGUACAGAGGAGCAUUGAGAUCACUGAUGAAAGAAAAGUGCUAUAGUUCUCAGUGAUCACAUGCUGUAAAAAGGAUAUAGUCACGUUUGCUGGUGUAAAUUUAAUAUGCGGUUUUGGAUAAACUUUAAACAGGAGUCUUGGUGCCUGAGUUCCGACUUUAGCAAACCUUUGUAAGCUAUUUUGCGUCUAAUACUGCAUAUAAAAAUAUUUAUGUUCCAUUUGUUUUGUUCUAAGGGCAGUGUGGUUUAUCUUAGAAAAUAUUUACUUUAAAAUGAAUCUGCAAGAGAAAACACGAUUUCUACGUGUUAAUGGAAAUAUAGUACCUCAGCUGAUCUCCCCCCCCCCC